AUGUACAAAAGAUUUCCCAAGGACGCCGGACCGUCUACCCCUCGACUGGGAUCGCACCUUCGCGGUGCCCCCCCGAACCGACCACGGAUCGAUGCACCGGUUCCUUUUGUCCUCCCCCGAGGAAAUCACCGACAUCACUCACGAACGGGAAGCGAUCCUUUCGUCACGCCCGCGCCCGUCAUGACUCCUGCCACCAAGCGGACCGCCGAUCUACUGGAACGGCUCAACCAACGCUCCGCCAAGGCAGCCCGAACCAACGAGUCGCCAGCAGCCAUCGGGCUCAAGGUGUCGCCCUCCAUUCCGACCUACGCCUUCAUCUCUACGAUCACACUUGAAGGAGGAAAGGAACGGUGCUACGCCCUGGUGGCCGGGUACGAGUACAUGGUCUUCCCCUCGCAGCAAUGCGCCCUCGAUUUCGCCGACUUCCACGGAGCCGUGCAAGAGGAAACCCACCAGGACGCUACCUUGGAGCAGACGGCGUUGUUCGCCGGCAUCUCUGCCGGAUUCGUCGUGAAGAUGGACGGCCCCGUCGUCCUCCCCGACACCACCUCCGACACCUUCAACAAACUCGCCGAGGAAGUGAAGACGAUCGAGGCAUUCAGCGACUCGAGUGUGUGCUCCAAGCGCAUGGCCGACGCGAUUCAGCUCCACACCUCGACGCAGUGGAGCAUCCGGGACUGCCCCGCGCCCGAGAUCCAACGCGAAACCGUCAACGUCGCCGAGUACGGGGAGAGCAUCCCCGUCGCCAUCCUGCACACCCUCGACGGAAAGCCAGGGCCAAUCGGCACCCAUGGGAACGCCAAUGCAGCCCGCCCCACGACCUACGGACUGAUCCAAGCCAACGCUGAGAAACUACCUUGGGCGACCUGGGCCCAAAACCACCGCGGUGACGAUGAGUAG
This is a messenger RNA of Ilyonectria robusta, 900 nucleotides long. RefSeq lists its product as uncharacterized. The transcript has a single exon. NCBI's taxonomy places the organism in Eukaryota, Fungi, Ascomycota, Sordariomycetes, Hypocreales, Nectriaceae. The record is from RefSeq and is a predicted model, not a curated record. Bases 1 to 900 code for a protein of 299 amino acids.